Linepithema humile (Argentine ant) is the source of this 2375-nucleotide messenger RNA. RefSeq lists its product as uncharacterized. The record is from RefSeq and is a predicted model, not a curated record. NCBI's taxonomy places the organism in Eukaryota, Metazoa, Arthropoda, Insecta, Hymenoptera, Formicidae.
CCUUGAUAAACCGUCAAUGAUCUUGUCGGUGCUUGAGGGAUUGUCGGAAUGACUCGCCUCGGAAACGAUGGAGCAGACAAUGCGUUAAGACUUUAUCUUCUUGUUCAAAUUAGCGCAACUUAUUAAAUUGCGCCAUGCAAAUUUUAAAGCCACGGGAACAAUUAAGCAGGACAGCCCGUAACUACCCUCGAGGUUGCGCGUGUUUCGUAAUGCGAUGGGAAGUCGUAACACAUAAGGGAUACCGCAGCGAGGUGCCGGAGAUGUCGCGAAAUCUCGUCAGAAGUCAGUGAACGUCUUAACAGGUUAUUGUUGGCGGCCGGGCCAUUAUUUCAGCUUCGGAAUUUCGAGCGGCGUGACACGGCUGUAGCCGGCUGCAGGAGAAGAGACGGCCUUCUUCGUCUUCGAGUGACGACGAUGACGAGGACAACGAGGAGUGUCACGCACCGCGUGUUAACGUCCCAUGAAGACUCAACAAUGAAAGCGAAACCGCGGCUCGCAAUUAUGUCCACGACUUGUGUUCAGACGACCAGAGCGACUAUAUAUGCCAGAAAGCAGAAUCCGCGUAGCCAGUCCGUGACACUGAAUCGCCAUAUCUCGUUCUAAGAUUGACCUCAUACUUCAUCCUCGAGAGUUUGCUUCGCCUUUGUUGCUGCCAAAGAUGACGCUUUGCAUUUCGCAAAGUUUAAUUGUGACACUCGGUUGUUUCGCUGUCCUGGUCGGUUGCAGUCCGAAGUUCGACGAUGGAGGAUUUGUGCCGAGCUCCAUUAGUUACAUGGAAAAACAUGGAAAGGCAGAGGAUCAAAUAGCUAUGCCGUCUUCUCAGAUUAAACAGCGUGAUGAAACCCCGAAACGCGAAUCCGAAACGAAUGACAUCUCAGAUCGCAAUCAAGAGGCGCGAUUUGGCUUCACGAAUAUUGGAAGUACCGGAAGCGGUUACGGCGUGUCGCCUUACGCACCGGCGAAGAUAGACCUUGGUGGACUUCUCUUAGGAGCCAUCAUAGGCGUGGGAUCGAUUCUCAUCAUCCCAAAGCUGCUCUACGUUUUGUCGGGCACUUACGGCACAUAUGCGAGAAGUGAGGACAAUAGUUUUACCCAGACUCUGACAAGGAUCGACGAUGUCCUGGCUCGUCACGGCAUCGACACGACCUCGUGUAUGCAGCGCGCAGUAUGCACGUAUUCGCAGCAAGCGGCCACCGCAGUCGGCGACGAGAACGCGAACGCGAACGAGAGCGAGAACGAUCAAGAAGAGAAGACGUCGUCCUUCAAUAGAAUGGUGAAUACUAUCACUACCAACCAGGUGUUCCGCACUGCCAUGCAGGGUACGGCGGUCGCGGAGGCGGUGGAGGCCGGCAAGACGGGCAGGAGCUGCUCGAGAUCGUAUCCGCACUGCGGAUUCUCGAUGGAGACGAUGCUGUCGCUGCUGGCCAACGUUAUCGCGGCAGCAAACACCCGCGUCCCGACACCCACCGGUCCCUCGUCGUUGUAAUAGUUGUAAUUUACAUAAUCUUUAUCUUUCUUUCGAAAAUUUAGAGAAAAUAAAGGAUGAUUUGAGGACGAUUGUAGUCUACAAAUAGCGGAUUAAAUCAGAGAAAAAAGAAAUAUUAAAAGAAGAAAGGAAAGAAGGAAAAAAUGCGUGAACGAAGGAAAGCAUGAAAAAUGAUAAUUCUCUAUAUCGACGUUGCAUUUGUACUUUCUGCGAUAAAACGCUGUUAAUAGAGUUUGAACGCAUAAUACACAAUACGUUUCGGGGAGAGUUGUUCUUAAAAAUAUGUCAGAUUGAUUCGUACAACGAUAGUCUCAUCUUUAUUUUGUAGAGAAUUACAUGUGUGUGUGUUUGUUGUAUGUGUGCGUGUUUGUGUGUGUAUGUUAUGUGUAAAGUGAAAAUCCGUCUCUCGAAAAUUCCACUCAGCGUGACACCAUCUCCCUCGUCUACACGUAGAAAACGUUAUAUACUCUAUAUAGCUUUCACAUUGAGGAAAAUAGAAUCGACUAGAGUCGCGAUACGGUCGCAGCGCAUCGCCCUUAACACGUGUCAACAAUCAGUACAGGCACUGCCCGUGACGACGACGUCGCGUUUACUUACACGCGACACUCUCUCCGGACAACAGCGCACACACACACACAGCCGCGAGGGUGAAUUGUAAAGUAAAGACACGAAGGGUUUCUCAUUUUCAUUCUUUCAACGCGUUUAUGUAAGGCAAUUUCUCUGACUUCAUUUUAUUCUAUUCUAUUUCUAUUUAAAUGUUAGCAGCUGGAAAGAUAAAUUAGUCAAAACAUAAUUCUAAUAGCUGCUGAGAUAGACGAGAAGACAAUGACUCGUAAAUUAGAAUUAGUGUAAAGUGAACGAAUAAAACUAAUAAAUCCUAAUUCCAUUU